GGCCUUGUGUCUGUCCUAGUAUCUCAUUGGACGGAAGAGGAGGCCAGUAGCAAUCCGACACACACUCUCGCACGGAGACACUGCCUCCUUCGCAAACCGUCUCGGUCUCACAUGCAGGUAACCCAGCCCGGCCUGACAGGAGGAGACAGAGCGGCCGGCGUGCUUCAGGACCGAGAGACAAAGCCCACCAUGAAAACACACACACUUGGGCUCCUGGCCCUGCUGGGCCUGAUGCUGUGGGUCUCCUGCAUCCGCGCCGACGGCACAGACGCCGUCGCCGACACCCAGGCGGAGGCAGACACACCCGCGGACAAGCCCGAGGACGACGAAGAAGAGCCCAAGAGGGAGAAAACUACUGAGAUAGAGGAGGAGAAGGAUGUGAUGGUCCUUCACGCCAACAACUUCGCCAGAGCUCUGAGCGAAAACAAGUUCUUGUUGGUGGAAUUCUAUGCGCCAUGGUGUGGACACUGUCGUCAGCUUGAGCCCGUGUACACCGAGGCGGCUGGGAAGCUGAAGGAGCAGGAGCCAGCGAUGGCGCUGGCUAAAGUGGAUGCCACAGAGGAGACGGACCUGGCCGAGGAGUUCAACGUCGGCGGCUUUCCCACUCUUAAACUGUUUGUCAACGGAGACCGCAAGGAGCCCGUAGAUUUUACCGGUAAGAGAACAGUAGAGGGUAUAAUCCAGUGGUUGAAGCGUCGGUCUGGUCCCGCUGCGGUCGUGUUGGACACCCCGGCCUCUGCAGCUCAACUGACUGCGGCACACAAUCUCACCGUGGUGGGAUUCUUCAACAGUCUGGAAAGUGAGGAGGCCAAGCUAUUCACCGAGGUUGCCAUGGACAUGGUUGACAUUGAGUUCGCCAUGACAACAAGUCCCGAAGUUUUCCAGAAGUAUGAGGUGAAAUCCAGCUCGGUGGUGCUUUUCAAGAAGUUUGAUGAUGGCAGAGCGGACCACGUAUUAUCUGAGGAAGGGAAGCUGAACAAAGAUGAGCUAACCACCUUCAUUCAAGUAAACAGCCUGGAGUUGGUCAUUCCAUUCGGCGAACAAAAUGCGGAUAAAAUCUUCGGCUCCAAGGUCCACACACACUGCCUGCUCUUCAUCAACUCCUCUGUGGAGGCUCACACAGCUCUGCUGGAUGACUACCGCACUGUAGCCAAGGAGUUCAAGGGCAAGAUACUCUUUGUCACGAUUGACGUGGACGCACAAGUGUCUCACGUGCUGAAGUACUUCGGCUUGUCCGAGAGCGAUGCCCCAGUGGUACGCAUCAUCGACACCGAAACAGUGAAGAAGUACGCCUUCGAGGCCGGGGAGAUCACAGCGAAUACGUUGCGGCCAUUUUGCCAGGAGGUGCUGGAUGGCACCGUCCAGCCCCAUCUGUUGAGUGAGGAGAUCCCCGAAGAUUGGAACAAGGGCCCGGUCACCGUCCUGGUGGGGAAGAACUUUGACGCUGUUGCUUUGGAUCCCACCAAGAAUGUUUUUGUGGAGUUCUAUGCUCCAUGGUGUGGCCACUGCAAAGAGCUGCUCCCUAUUUGGGAGAAGCUGGGAGAGAAGUAUGCAGACCAUGAGGACAUCAUCAUAGCAAAGAUGGACGCCACAGCCAAUGAGGUGGAGUCUGUCACUGUGUCAGGAUUCCCCACGCUCAAGUACUUCCCCGCUGGUGGCAAGGAGGUGGUAGACUAUUCUGGUAACAGGGACCUGGAGACUCUUUCCAAGUUCCUGGACAAUGGUGGCGUGUUGCCUGAAGAGGAAAAUGAUGAUGAUGAUGACGACGACGACGACGACGACGACGACAAUAAAGACAAAGAAGAGGAGACCGUCGAGCCAUCACAGCCACCAGCCAACGAAACGUCCAAAGAUGAAACAUCCAAAGAUGAACUUUGA
Messenger RNA from Lampris incognitus (smalleye Pacific opah), 1878 nucleotides. RefSeq names its product protein disulfide isomerase family A, member 2 (gene pdia2). The record is from RefSeq and is a predicted model, not a curated record. Lineage: Eukaryota; Metazoa; Chordata; Actinopteri; Lampriformes; Lampridae. The coding region runs from base 112 to 1878 and encodes 588 amino acids. Gene Ontology annotation, cellular component: endoplasmic reticulum. The transcript has 11 exons. Gene Ontology annotation, molecular function: protein disulfide isomerase activity. Gene Ontology annotation, biological process: protein folding; response to endoplasmic reticulum stress.